Serendipita indica DSM 11827 is the source of this 1680-nucleotide messenger RNA. The record is from the annotation of a GenBank genome assembly. Lineage: Eukaryota; Fungi; Basidiomycota; Agaricomycetes; Sebacinales; Serendipitaceae.
AUGCACACCUUGGACCCGGCGUCCGUCGCUUCCCUACGGCAUGCCAUUGAAGACUGCAUCGAUAACGCGAAUUGCAGGGCUGCCGAUCUUUUACAACACGUACCCUUGGAGAUUCGAACAGCCUCUUGGGACGUCAUCCUUCCAGGACCAUCAGACAACGAAAAGCUACUUGCACGCCGCGAGGAGGAUCAGCUGCGAAUAGCGAGAGGGUUCUUCUCAUCCAAAGAAUACGCGAGAACAGCCUUUAUUUUGGAGACAUGCACCUCACCAAAGGCCCGCUUCCUAGCGUUGUACUCUCGAUUUCUUAUGACCGAGAAGAAAUCGUACGAAGAGUUUGAACGAGCCGUCAAAAAGCAGCAGUACGGUGGGCGAACAAAUAGCAAAUACUAUCCACGACGACCAGUAAACACGAGUCUUUCCUUAAUCCUCUCUGCGAUCGAGGAAACCAAUGACCCCUUUCUUCUCUUCCUGAAAGGACUCCUCCUUCAACGAUUGAACCAUAGAGAUAAAGCAUUGGAGGUUCUCAUCCUCUCUGUUACAGCAUACCCGUGGAACUGGAGCGCAUGGCAAGCCAUCGUGCGUUGCAUCAAAGACAAAGCAGAACUCGCUCGAUUACGACCACUUCUACCAGUACAUCCUACUCAGGCCAUGUUAAAUCUCUACUAUGCAUCUCAAAUCCACGCGAUGGAGGAUGAAGAGCUCGACGAAUGCGACCGACUGUUGACCAUCUUCCCUGGAUGUCCAAUGAUCAUUGGCUGGAAAGCUCACUGUCUCUAUAUGAUGAAAGAGUUGGAGGCAUCCGAAAAGUUGUUCGAUGAACUCUUGGUGAAGGAUCCCUUCCGGAUAGAGGACAUUGAUAUAUACUCGGCAAUUCUCUUUGUCCUGGGCAAAAAGACCAAACUGAGCAAACUUGCUCGUCGAUUCUCCGGAAUGAGCCGUGAUCGACCAGAAGUCUGCUGUGUCAUAGGCAAGUUGUCUAUAUAUAUUAGGGAUCACUAUUCUCUCCGUGGUGAGAAUGAAAAGGCCAUCAAGUAUUACCGCAGGGCCGUUUUGUUGGAUCAGAAUUGUAUUGCAGCGUGGACGCUCCUAGGACAUGCUUUUGUGGAGAUGAAGAAUGCUCAUGCAGCAAUAGAAUCGUAUCGCCGAGCCAUUGAUAUGGCCCCUCAAGAUCCUCGUGCAUGGUUUGGGCUCGGACAAGCCUAUGCCCUUCUCUGCAUGUUUCAAUAUGCACUGUAUUACUAUCAACGGGCAGUUGCCCUUCGGCCGCGUGACGCGCGUAUAUGGCAAGAGUUGUCAGCGUGUUACGUCAAGGUUGAUAGACCACUCGACGGAGUCGAUUGCCUAAAGCGAGCGAUUGCCGUUGCAUCAAGAGACGACACUGUCAUCAAACUCAAGCUGGCGACGCUUUAUGAAACCUUGAAGGAUUCAGCUUCGGCGUCAAUAUACCACACGCAAUACAUGGAGACGUGCGAGCGGCUGGGAAAAGGUGUCUCUGAGUACUCGAGGAGCUGCAUAUACGUCGCCAAGCACCACGUUCAGAUCGGAAAGUUGGCCGACGUCGAGCUAGCAAUCUCGCUCCUGGAAAAGAUUGCGAACAGCAACGCGGAAGAGAACCAGCUGGCCAAGGACGCGCUGCCAAAAUUAGAGAAUGUGAGGCAGUCUCUACUCGAGUCGGAGUAG